Molecule: messenger RNA, 2091 nt
Organism: Brienomyrus brachyistius
Lineage: Eukaryota; Metazoa; Chordata; Actinopteri; Osteoglossiformes; Mormyridae
Product: cytochrome P450 26B1-like
Exons: 7
Coding region: 374-2041 (555 amino acids)
Biological process (GO): sterol metabolic process
Molecular function (GO): monooxygenase activity; heme binding; oxidoreductase activity, acting on paired donors, with incorporation or reduction of molecular oxygen
Source: RefSeq, a predicted model, not a curated record
UCCCAAAGCCGCUCAUCUGGCUGCCCCAUAUCCGAGGGUGUAUUUUGGGAAACUUGGCUUUACUCUUGUCGAUUUAUCAACCUCCAAAUAUUCAAAACAAAGUACGUCAUCUGCGAAGGUGGAUCGUAUGGUGCGCCAAUAUCUAUAAAGCACCAUGCGAGCAGAAAACAUAAAGAAGAUUGCACUUGGGGGGGGAAAUACUUUCAGGCAACGAUUUGCGCUCUUUGCAGAACAUUUUAUUUCGUACGCCUAAAAGUGCAUCAAGGCAUCUGAAACAAGAGUUGGCACAAAUCCUUCCAAAUCACGUUUUGUCGGUGGACUAAGUGUUCCCAGAAGAACGUUUUUGAAUUAGAGGCGCUCUUGGAUCUUGAAGAUGCUGGAGCUUAAUUUCCAGGUGCUGGGCACUGCCAUCACAUCUCUGUUAUCUGUGCUGUUGCUUCUUGCUUUUUCCCGGCAAAUAUGGAACAUCAGAUGGACCAGCACGCGGGACAAAGACUGCAAACUGCCCCUGCCCAAGGGCUCCAUGGGGUGGCCUCUCGUGGGAGAAACUUUCCACUGGCUAUUUCAGGGGUCUACCUUUCACAUCUCCAGAAGAGAGAAGUAUGGAAAUGUAUUUAAAACCCACCUGUUGGGAAAACCUGUUAUCCGGGUCACGGGAGCAGAAAAUAUCCGCAAAAUUCUCCUUGGGGAGCAUUACUUAGUGUGUACACAGUGGCCUCAAAGCACACGCAUCAUCCUUGGACCCAAUACCCUGGUGAACUCCAUUGGAGAUCUUCACAAACUGAAAAGAAAAAUUUUAGCGAAAGUAUUCAGCCACGGAGCUUUGGAGACUUAUAUCCCACGCCUGCAAGACAUCAUCAAGUGUGAAAUUGCGAAGUGGUGUUCAGGUGCCGGCCCGGUGAAUGUGUAUGCGGGGGCUCGAUCUCUCACCUUCCGCAUCGCCGUCCGAGUACUGCUGGGUCUCAACCUGGAGGAGACCCAAGUCACUUACCUCUCCAAAAUAUUCGAACAAUUGAUUAACAACUUAUUUUCUCUCCCGAUUGACGUGUCAUUCAGUGGCCUUCGCAAAGGCAUUAAUGCUCGAGAAAUACUUCACACCUAUAUGAAGAGAAUUAUCGAGGACAAACUUCAGACCCCACAAUCUGAAGGUUACGAAGAUGCCUUUGAUUACAUUCUGAGCAGUGCCAACGAGAACAACCAUAACAUCACUAUUCAAGAGCUUCAGGAGACCGCAGUAGAGCUAAUAUUUGCCGCACAUUCAACCACGGCCAGCGCAGCCACUUCGCUCAUCCUUCAGCUCUUACGACAUCCAAACGUCGUGGAAAGACUCAGAUCGGAGAUAAAGACUCACGGAUGUUUCUGCUGCCAAAACUGUGUCCGUCGGCCUCCCGGUAAAAAUGAGCACGUUGAUAAGCAGAACGCAGCGGCAGAGACUGAGACGCCGGGAAAACGCGAAAGCGGAGAUGCGGGCGCGUCCUCACAUCCGAACUCUGUAAUCGAGGGAUGCGAUCGCACGCUGCCAGCUGGGCAGGUCUGGCCCAGUCCCGCCGUCCAGCCGCCUUACAUGAGCAUGGAGAAACUUGCUCGGCUGCGUUACCUGGACUGUGUCAUCAAGGAGGUGCUUCGGUUUCUACCCCCGGUGUCAGGGGGGUACAGAACAGCGCUGCAGACCUUCGAAUUAGACGGGUAUCAGAUUCCGAAAGGCUGGAGUGUCAUGUACAGCAUCCGGGACACGCACGAGACAGCGGCUGUUUACCAGAACCCAGAGCUGUUUGACCCAGACCGCUUUGGACUGGAGAGGGACGAGGGCAAGUUGGGUCGCUUCCAUUACGUGCCCUUCGGCGGAGGCAUUAGGAGCUGCAUCGGAAAGGAACUGGCUCAAAUCAUACUGAAGAUCCUGGCGGUGGAGCUACUGCGCACUGCAGACUGGAGACUCGCGACGGAAACGUUUCCCAAGAUGCAAACUGUGCCGGUCGUUCAUCCCGUGAACGGACUUCAUGUUUAUUUUAAUUACAGAAACUGCCAAGAGAGCCACCUCUAGAGAAACUGUGUGCUGUAUAUUAUUUGUACAUAUUAAAUAUAAAAACCGAA